Molecule: messenger RNA, 321 nt
Organism: Colletotrichum tamarilloi
Lineage: Eukaryota; Fungi; Ascomycota; Sordariomycetes; Glomerellales; Glomerellaceae
Product: allantoate permease
Exons: 1
Coding region: 1-321 (106 amino acids)
Source: RefSeq, a predicted model, not a curated record
AUGGUCGACACAAUUCCAGACAUUGCGGAUACCAAAUCGCGAAAGAGCGAUGUUGAGCAUGUCGAGCAAGAUCUUCAGAAGCCACAGCUUCUGCGUGAAGACGGCCAGCAAGAGUUCCCAGAGAUCUACCUUGAAGCGCUGGCACGGUACCCAAAUGACGAAUCAAUUGACCAAGCCGAUGAGAAGCGUCUUCUCCGCAAACUGGACAUGAGAAUAUUGCCACUUCUCGGAAUCUGCUACUUUUUCUACUACGUCGACAAGACCACACUGUAUGGCCUCUCUUCCAUAGACCCGGCAUCCCGGACUCUCUGCAGCCUUUAA